This is a messenger RNA of Mercenaria mercenaria, 8059 nucleotides long. RefSeq lists its product as uncharacterized. Gene Ontology annotation, cellular component: membrane. Gene Ontology annotation, biological process: G protein-coupled receptor signaling pathway. Lineage: Eukaryota; Metazoa; Mollusca; Bivalvia; Venerida; Veneridae. Gene Ontology annotation, molecular function: G protein-coupled peptide receptor activity. The record is from RefSeq and is a predicted model, not a curated record. Bases 280 to 1842 code for a protein of 520 amino acids. The transcript is spliced from 3 exons.
UUUGUUUCCGCGACUGCGGGAUAUUUACAAGUAUAUAGAGGAUGUUAACAUUAUAUAGAUACCAUCAUAACUUUUCGAAUAGGAACAGGAGGACUGCUUUUAUUACUGCAUGUAAAUGCGUGUGUUUAAUGUAAGGAUACAUCAUAGUUUUAUAACUCUGUGCUAAACCAACAACAGUGUGUCCCUGACGCUCAAUUAUGAGGGUGGAAUCGACAUGUGAAUGAAUACAAUGCCAUAUCCUUUCAGCCUUUUAUUAGGAACUGUAAUGUGUUAUUAAACAUGGAAAAUAUAACUUACGUGUUUAACAUCUCUUCAGAAGCAGCCACCGAUGUAACUGUUACCGGCGAGACGUCUCUAAGGACAAGUGUAACUCCGAAUGACAUAACAACCGUUGAUCAAACUAUAACAACUACCAAUGAGUGGUUGAGUACCGGUUCUAAAUUGUCUGGCAUUACAGGCAGUUCCCAAUCAACGGAGAACCUCACGAACUGGUUAGGUUUUACCAUACAAAGUGACCACUACAAUGAAUAUGAUAUAUAUACUUUUGACUAUGGGGAUAACUACAUAUAUGCUGCUUAUACAUUUGAAAAACCAUUUUAUUUGUAUGUUUGGGAAUUCUUGGUUAUAUUUACAUUCCUCGUCAACCUCAUUGUGAUAUCAGUUCUGCUGCGCAGAAAGGUGCGCAAUGCUACGAAUAUAGUCCUUGCCGCCAUUGCAAUUUCAGACUCGCUUACCGGACUCGUGACUCUGCCGUCUUAUAUCAUGGUCUACUUGAAGUAUGUUCCACCAUAUGGUGACUACGAUUACAGCAGUGAACAAUCUACUCCAGGUCAAUAUGAAAGUGGAGGAUAUACUAGUGACUCCUUUUAUGAUGAUACCCAGACGCAGGAACCAGUGGGCGGAUGUGAACUAACGAAAGAUCUUUGCAAUGGUUACAUGAUUUCAAAGUACUUUUUGUCCAAGUCGUUCCAUUCAAUGUCGAUAUUUCUCACUUUAUUUCUUGCUAUUCAGCGAUAUAUAUCAAUAAGAUACCCAUAUCGGUCCCAACUUCUGUUGAAUUUACCAAAAAUCGUAAUUUGCUGUGUGGCUAUUGUACUUAUUUCCCCAAUUUUACAUGUGUAUCAUCUUCUCGGAGAAAGAGCAUUUGAUGGCAAGUGUCAAUGGGAACUGACGGAGAAAGGCUGCGGAGGCGGAUGCAUGUAUUUAUUCAUUACAUUUUUCAUACGUCAUUUGAUACCCUGUGUCGCGCUUGUAAUACUUACCACACUUUUCAUUCUUCAAUUGAGAUCAGGGGAGAGAAAUCUGUGCCGAAUGGAUAGUAGCAAAUCACAAAUUUCGAGACGGAAGGAAGAAAAUCGACGUAUUUCUAUCAUUGUUACAGCAGUGGUUUUAGUUUUUCUGAUACCGGAAAUACCGUAUGGAAUAUUGCUUUUGUACAAUGCUAUAGACAAGGCAACCAAUCAAGGCAGAGGCAUGAAUUUAGAAACAAACAGAGCUCUUCAUUUAGUUUAUGAACUUCUUCUGGUCCUGUCUUUUCACGCCAACUUUUAUGUCUACACCUUUUUCAACAGAAGAUUCCGGAAGACACUUUUCAGGACCUAUCUCAAACCUGUUAGGCGAUUCCUCGGUGAUACAGAUAGACUGUCGGUUUCCACAACCUCGUCAGUUUCACGCAGGACUUCAAACAGGAAGACAGAUACCGGAAGCGCUAUAACGCAGCUUGAAAUGCAUUCUAUGAUUAACACUUCACCACCAGGCCAACCAGAAAUACAAACUAAUUCAGCUGCCUCAAGCUUAGUUGAGAAAGAUCUAACUGUUUUUGAAGGUGACUGCAAUUUGUGAUGAAAAUUCGAAGAAAAUUAGCCGCCUCUAAUGGACGCGGUAGAUUUUCGCUAUGCAUUGUACAAUACAUAGCAACAUCUGUUGUGGAGACCCCGAUAUUUAAAGCGAAAGAUAAUGUAACAGUUUCAGUUCUUUAACUGUUAAUUGCAUGGACAACAUUUAAAUAAAAAGCAUUAAUAACUAAUUAUUUUCUUGUUUUAUUUUAGAUAUUCGUGCCCUCUUUGAACCCCAGAAAAAAAUGUUACAAGUUAUCAACAUUAUCAAAUAAUUGACAACCAGACUGUAUAUAUUUACGGGGCACGGAUGUUCUAGCCAAAGAAAAAAUACGUUGUAAGCCCUAUCGAGAAACAUCUCCAAAAGCAUCAAUCUUCGAAAAACUGUUUAUAACUACAGUCAAAACUGUGCUAAAGACAAUCUCUGUACAGAGACCAUCUGGCAUGAGUUUUAUUUCCGAAUUAUUUUUUUUCCAGUUUACUAGUUUAUAAAAUGUGAAUAAAGAUCAUCUGUAUACUUUCUGUCUAAAGCAUAGCCUGUGCUCAAGACCAACUGUCAACAUACACUACCUGACCGUAAAGGCCCUAAUUAAACAUACAAAGUUUAUUUUAUCCUGUUCUUGCAAAUAAAGACCAUUAGCCCAGACAGAAUUUCCGCGUAGAUAAAUACGUGCUAGAGACCUCCUGAGAACAGGGACUACCUAUGAUCAGGGAAAACUUUAAACAGAGACCACCUGUAAACAGGAACCACCUGUGAUGAGAGACCACCUAUGGUAAGGGACAAACUGUGACCAGGAACCAUCUGUUAUCAGAGACCACGAGUGAACAGGGCCCACCUGUGGUCCGGAACCACAUGUGAACAGAGAUCACCAGUUAUCAGGAACAAUUGGUGAUCAGAGACCACCGGUGAACAGAGAUCACAUGUGAACAGGGACCACCUGUGAACAGAGACCACAUGUGAACAGGGACCACUUGUGAUCAGGGACCAAUUGUGGACAGAGAGCACCUGUGAAUAGAUACCUCAUAUGAACAGGGACCACCUGUGAACAAGGAACAUCUGUGAACAGGGACCAUCUUUGAUCAUGGACCAACUGUGGACAAGGAGCACUAUGUGAACAGAGAAUAUCUGGGAUCAGGGACCAACUGUGGACAGGGAGCACCUGUGAACAGAGACCACCUGUGACCUGGAACAAUCUGUGACCAGAGACCACCUGAAAAGAGAUCACCUUUGAACAGGGACCACCGGACUCUUUAGAACCGUGACUAGACAGAUUGUCGCAUCACGCAGUAUUUAUGGUUAUCAUAUAAAGGAGCGUCAUGCAACUUAAACAAAUAUUUUAUAAGCUACGCCUUGAUACUAAAAGUAGUGGAAAAGUGUGCACAUUUUUUAUCUAUUUUUGGGUGUUGCCAUGUUUAUCAUGUUGAAAAGACCAAAGGAAAAUUGCCGCACCAUCAGAUAAUUAAAUAAUUAUACAUCUAAUAAUUCAAUAAAAUAAUGAAUCGAUCAUCAGUCGGUUUUCUACUUAUUAACCAACUUGAAAAUAAAUAAACAUAUUUCGGAACAAGGCUUUUCCUCUGCUAUUUCGUGUAAAAGGACGCUACCAUUUGCGUCAUUUUUUAAUUUAAUUUUCAAAAUAUCUUGAUUUGUUUGUAACUAAUCGCCAGAAGCGAUAUUGAAAGGAUAUUUUAAUUGUAAAAUUUAGGCACCUUGGUUACUAAACAGUUCUUAAAGAUAAUUUUGAGCUUUAACCAGCCCGUUUCAGGAUAAUUUCGUUAGAAUAAAAAUAACAUUUCAAAACAAAAAUGUGUAAUGUUCCGAAAUCAAAAUUAAAAUGGCGAUUUUGCCCGACGAUUUUGGUCGAAAGAAUAUAGUUCUGUCAUUAUACUUACAUUGUUCAAAACCAUGUUCAAACUACCGCCCUUGUGUGAGUGAGAUAUGAUCUACAUCUAAAUAAUUGCAUAAUAGAUAAAAUUAACGAAAACAAAUCACUGUUAUGAAAUAGGUUUAUCAAUUUUAGAUAAUAGUAAUAAUACAUGUUUUGUGAGCUUUAAAUACAAAUUCCGGUUCAUGUACGGGAUAAGAGACGCGAGAUAGCUGUAACUUUAACUGUUUAUGAAGCAUAUACCUGAAAAUGUAAGCUACACUUUUAUAUUGGUUAAUUAAUCACUCUCUGGACGUGAGAGCAAAACUGCCCGGUCUCAACAUAACAACACCUUAAAAGGCACCGUUUCGUAAGUUUCGUUAUAAUUUCUGGUUCUUCGGGAUCAUGGAGAAUAUUCAAUUGGACUAUAAUAUUAUUCCGCUUAAAGCCCUGCUCCAGUCCUACCUUUUAACCUUCCAUUGUCACUGAAAAAGCAUGAAAAUCCUGACUAUGAACAGUGACGCCUGUCAAAAUAGAGUCUAUUUUUUGUAAGAUUCCAUAUAAAAUACAUGUGGUUUUGCGUGAUAAAGUGUGGCGCGCGGCCGUUAACUGUUACCUAUUGUAAUCAUGGGUUACAUGCACAAUAGAAUUUGAAUAGCCGCGAAGCAGGGCUUUAAGCCGGUGCUAGGGGCGUGACGGGUGUUGCACAUUUCAUUACCUGUCGUGAACAGACUCAGUUAAACCGAGUCUGCCAUUAUGUUUCUUGUUGCCUUCUUUGCUUCCAAAGGAUGUUUUCACUUAUUUGAUUAUUCAUAUUACGUCAUAAAAGUAUUUACGUAUAUCUCUGUACUAUCCAAACAACUACAAUGUAUUUGUUUCCGCAUAUCAAGUGCUUAAAAAUAUUCAUAAUAUAGUAACAUAUAAUAUAAAGACAGCUUUCAAAACAAAACACUUAAUUCGAUAAACAGUAGGGCUUUAUACUGACAUGUUUUAAUCUGAGCAGGGAUACAGGCUACAUUAUUCUUUAAAAGAAUUGUCUGGUAGACAGGGGCUAAAACGACAUAUUAUGACGGUGAAGUCGGCAAGUGUAUGAAUGCAAAUCAAACUUCUUUUCCUCGUUUAUACGAACUAUAUUGUACAUGCAAGUACAACUGAUGAUAUACGGAACAUAUAGCUAACGUGCCAUGCAUCUCUACACAAGCAGUCACUGGUAUAACUGUAACUGACGAGAAGUCUCCAAGUACAAGUGUAACAAAAAAUAGCGUAACAUCCGUCAAACAAACUACAAAAACUAUCAAUAUGUGGUCGAGUACCGGUUCUAAGUUGUCUGGCAUUACAGGAAGUUCGCAAACAACAUUGAACCUGCCAAACCGGACAGGUUUAACCACACAGGGCCUCUAUGACAAUAAUGAGUCUGACUACGACUAUAGCUACGGGGAUGUAUACAUGUAUCCUGGUUAUACAUUUGAAAAACCAUUUUAUUUGUAUGUUUGGGAAUUCUUGGUCAUAUUUACAUUCCUCGUCAACCUCGUUGUGAUAUCAGUUCUGCUGCGCAGAAAGAUGCGCAAUACAACAAAUAUAAUUCUUGCCGCCAUUGCAAUUUCAGACUCGCUUACCGGACUGGUGACUCUGCCGUCCUAUAUCAUGGUCUACUUGAAGUAUGUUCCACCAUAUGGUGACUACGAUUACGGUUACAGCACAAGUUAUACCAGCAGUGAACAAUCUACACCGAGUCAAUAUGAAAAUGGAGGAAAUAACUCCUUUUAUGAUGGUUCCCAGCCUAGCCAAGGGCAGGAACCGGUAGGCGGAAGUGAACUAACGCAAGAUCUCUGCAAUGGUUUCAUGAUUUCAAAGUACUUUCUGUCAAAAUCAUUUCAUUCAAUGUCGAUAUUUCUCACUCUAUUUCUUGGAAUUCAACGAUAUAUAUCUAUAACAUACCCAUAUCGGUCACAGGUUCUGUUGAAUUUACCAAGAACCGUAAUUUGCUGUGUGGGUAUUGUACUUAUUUCCCCAAUUUUACAUGUGUAUCAUCUUUUCGGAGAAAAAGCGGCAGGGGGCCUCUGUCAAUGGGAACUGAAGGAGGAAGGCUGCGGAGGCGGAUGUAUCUAUCUAUGGAUGGCAUUUUUCAUUCGGCAUUUGAUACCAUGUGUUACGCUAGUGGUGUUUACUAUACUUUUUAUCCUUCGUCUACGUUUAGGUGAGAGAAAUCUGCGCAGAAUGGAUAGCAGCAAAUCACAAAUUUCAAGACGGAAGGAAGAAAAUAGACGUAUUUCUAUCAUUGUUAUCGCGGUGGUUAUAGUUUUUCUUGUACCGGAAAUACCGUAUGGAAUAUUUCUUUUGUACAAUGCUAUAGACAAGGCAGCUAAUCAAGGCAAAGGCAUCAACUUGGAAACAAACAGAGCUAUCCAAUUAGUUUAUGAACUUCUUUUGGUUCUGUCCUUCCAUGCCAACUUCUAUAUCUACACCUUUUUCAACAGAAGGUUCAGGAGGACAUUGCGCAGGACCUAUCUAAAACCUUUCCUUGGAGACAAAGAUAGACUGUCGGUUUCUACAACCUCCUCGAUUUCACGAAAGACUUCAAACAAAAAGGCAGAUACUGGAAGUGCUGCAAAGCGCAUUGAAAUGGAAUCCAUGAUUCAAACCACACAUCUGAGCCAGUCAGACAUAAAAACUAACUCGGUUGCCUCAAGCCUAGAUGGAAAAGAUCAAAAGGUUUUUGAAGGUGACUGAAUCAUGGAUAUUUGACAUGUGUGAUGUCAAUGACAUGGAAGAAACGCCAGUAAUUUUGUUUUUCUAUUGUGUAAAAUAAACAGAAUGGCUGCAAAAAUACUUUGUUCUGUAUGGUUUUUGCUACGAAUUGGCCUUAAAAUAUUAAAAUAUUUAGUUUUAGUGUCAUUUGAUGUACAAACUGAUUUGCUCUAUUUGACCCUAUAUAGUGAUAAUCAAUGCUAAUGUAUUGUUUUAGUCUGCCAAUAUACCCGAAAAAGAGGCCUAGAAAUUGCCUUUUGAUGGCAUUUUGUGUUUCAUAAUUUUAACAUGUCCAAAACAUUGCGGAAUGAUACUUAUUUCACUUGGGUAAUGAUUACAUUUUACUCGGACUUUAUCGUAGACUCCCUGUGUAAAAUCUCAAACUUUUAACUAAAAUAAAGGUAUUAAAUAGAUAUAAAAUUUCAAUGAAACUUCAAAGUUUUACUGUUUGUAGCAUGAUCUGGGGCAUGUGCAGUGAAAACUCUUAAUUUGAUUUCCAAAAUAGUGUGAUAUUUAUUUCUAAAGUCACUAUAUGUUCAUUGUAAAUAUACUUCGUUAUACCAAAGUGGAAACUGGCAGGUACUUGAAAAUGCAGCUCUCUGUUUGGUCAGUUAGAGCCCUUAAUGUACUGUGAUGUCAUGAUAAAGUUAUGACAGCCAUGUUCAUUGUUAACUUUAUGAAAAGUGGAAAAACUUCAGGGGGCUGUCGCCUUCCAAGAAUCUUAGUAAGGUCACAGCACAAGGUCAAAGGUCAAUAAGGGCAUUUUUGUUAUAAACGUCAGAUUUUCGCAAUUUUUGCUACCUUUCAAUAUAAAUAUUAAUAUAUAUUACUUUUUUUGGUGAUAUUUAUUAAUUUGAGAAGUAAAACAAAUUAUGUAGAUUUAUUAAAUUUGACACUGGCAAAAUUCAAAACGACUAAAGUUAUAGCUGUAGAAUAGGCAAACUUUUCGUACGCUCUGAUAUUUAGUUCAUUUACGAAAGCUAUCUUUUUCACAUAAACAAUUUUGCGGCCAAUAUUUCAAUCUCCAAGGGAUUAUGAAUAUGAUCUUGUCCUGACAUAGAAUGCUAUUCUGCAAGUGUGCAUUAAAGGAAUAUCACAUUUGUAUUGAGAAAUAUGCGCGAAUUCUUCAGUUGAGAUUUUGCACUAUAUAUGCGGUGCAAUAAUAUUUUCCGUGAGAACACGAGUGCAUAUUUCUCGAUGCAAAGCUUAUCAUCAUUUUAUUGCAUAUUCAUUUGUAGCUCCACCAUCCGGAGAAUAGGGGUGCUAUUCUACUCGCCCCGGCGUUUGCGUGAGCUUUCUUGGCUAAAGGUUUUCGGAAACCUUUGUUUUUCUUUGUUUCUAUUGCUUAUAUAUCUUAUUAUAUCUCAUUAUACCCAAGGUCAAGGUCACCGAAGUGUGGCAACCUUUGUCUUUCUGUCAUAUCUUUGUUACUAUUUCUUAUGUCUUACUGUAAGUUCACAUAAACAUCGGCCUUAGUAAUGUUUCUGGUUCUGUUUGUAUAGAUUAAGGAACUUUGAAAGUAAAUGUUAGACGUAUAUGCAGUGCAAUAAUAUACAUUACAAGCUUUAUAAUCAUGUUAUAUGUAUUAUAGAAAUAAAUAUUGAGUACAUUGUA